Molecule: messenger RNA, 942 nt
Organism: Mus caroli (Ryukyu mouse)
Lineage: Eukaryota; Metazoa; Chordata; Mammalia; Rodentia; Muridae
Source: RefSeq, a predicted model, not a curated record
CGGCGGCCGACAUGUUCCAGGGCGCGGACGGCCAAGCUGGCAAGUCGGGUUCCAGGUCCAUGAAGCCCCCGGGAGGAGAAUCGAGAGAUCUUUUUGGAAGUUCAGAAGAAGGUUUUAUUUCUUCAAGCAAGCCUAAUAGGAUCGCAUCUAAUAUUUUCGGACCAACCGAAGAACCUAAAAACAUACCCAAGAGGACAAAUCCUCCAGGAGGCAAAGGAAGUGGGAUCUUCGAUGAAUCGACUCCUGUGCAAGCUCGACAACGUUUGAAUCCACCCGGGGGGAAGACCAGUGACAUAUUUGGGUCCCCAGUCACUGCCACUGCGCCUCUGGCACACCCAAACAAGCCCAAGGAUCAUGUUUUGCUGUGUGAAGGUGAAGACUCUAAGUCUGACCUGAAAGCUGCAACAGACUCCACACCCAGAGGAGAGCAGGGCGACAAAGGAAGCUCAAAAGAAGUAGAACAUGCAAAGAUACCGGAGCCCACACCUACAGUUGACAGUCAUGAGCCCAGACUGGGGCCACGACCUCGCUCCCACAACAAAGUCCUGAACCCACCAGGAGGCAAAUCCAGCCUCUCCUUCUAUUGAGAGGUUCCUGNUCUGCCUGUAACUGGACCAGACAGNGAGAGAGUAUUGAAUGUUAGUGUUUCCUUUAACUCAAAUGAGCUGGGGUGGGAGAGGGUUUGUCAUGCGCGUGGGGUUGACUGCUCAUAGGCCUUGUUGUCAUCGGCAGAGCUGCACAGAGGACUGCCAAGACAUACAUUGUGGGGUAAACNGGGAUGCUCUGGUCCCUCCUCUCUAACUGCUCUCUAUGAAACACAUCUGUAAAGUGGGGAAGGCAGAAGAGCUGGGCUGUUAACAGAAGGAUUCCAGGGUCUUUCUUGUCCUUGUGUUAGCAGGCUGAUGGCUGUUGGGCAUCAAAGUAUGGUUUGGUUGAAAAAAA